UCAUCUAAAUUUUAUCUUUGUUGAUUUUGGCAAAGACUAUUAGAUUCUUAGUCACAUUCGGGUACGAUAUACCGUUAUACGUAUGCAAUAAGCUAAUCAAUAUAUAUACGACAUGUUUAAAUACAGGUAUGCAGUCUAAAGGUUUUAUGACGCAUAUAUAAGUAACCUGAAAUGCAAAAUCCUUAUCUGAACUAAAACUAUGGCUGACGAAAUUGAUGGAUCAGUCAAUAUAAACGAGUCAUCCACUGGAGACACACAUGAAAAUAAUGAUCUGAGUAAUAAUGCAAACGAUGGGACGAGUAGGGUCUUUGAUGAGGGACAGGAAACACAAGUCGAUGGAGCUCAAGAUGACAAUAAAUUGCCAAUUGUUGAUGAAGCAAGGGAUGAACAGAUAUUGUCAAUAAAUGAUGAAACAAGGGAUGACAAACCAAUGUCAAUAGUUGAUGAAGUAAAGGAUAACAAAACAUUGCCAGUAGUUGAUGAAGUAAAGGAUAACAAAAUAUUGUCAGUAGUUGAAAACGAAGACAGAGAUGAAACAUCGACGAUAAACACAAGUGAGAAUACAACGGAUCCAGGUUCGAUAGAACACAAAUCAAAACGUCGAAAAUCAAAACACACAUCUAAAGUGUCUCCAGUUGUGACAGAUGAGACUGGCAAAGAAAAUAAGGCUCCUAUUUUGCAAGACAGUUUGCAAAACAAUGAGACACUUGAGGUGCAAAAGAAUCAGAUACUUGAGGACAGUAGGGGAUCUGAGCUGUUAUUUGCAGUGAAAAACAGGAAGAAACAAGCAGCUUUGAAACUCAUCGACAAUGGAGCUGACAUACAUUUUCUUGAUCAAACAAAAUGUAAUGUAAUACACUAUGCAGCCUUAGCAGGAUAUGAUGAUUUGAUUUUAAAACUUAUAUCACAAGGGGCCAGUGUAAAGAUAUGGGACUGUAACGGUGAAACAGCACUUCAUAAAGCUGCACGUACGGGUCAUGAAUCAACAGUGGUCACUUUGGUAUCAAAAGGGGCAGAUGUGUAUGCAUUAAACUGGCAAGGUAAUAACCCAUUGGAGCUAGCUGUCCGUGGAAAACAUAUCAAAGUGAUCGAAGCUUUAUGUCUCUUUGGAGCAGACCUUGUCAUGCAAGACUGGCAAUGGCUAGAAGAAGCAAUAACAUCAAGAAACAAGGAGGACCAAGCUAUUGUUGAGAUAUUCAAGAAGCAAAGCAAUCGUUUAGCUGGUUAUAAGCAUGGUGGAAUUAUAUUUGGCGUUAAGUAUAUCGAGCCUGAAAAGGAUACCAAAAUGAAAAAAAUUGGAGCUACUCUAAUGUCAAAGACGAUACAACGUUUACCUUACUUUUUCUAUUGUUGUAAACUUCCUGUGGAAUAUACGAAUGUCCAGAAAUAUAUCAGUGAGGAUAACGAGUUGUUCAGUGAUAUAUACGAGUGUAAAGCAUGGGGAAGUUCAAAUACUGCAUUCACUCUUGAAAUUAAGCUGACUGGACUACCAAAGUGCAACGAAACUUUAAAAGCUGUUUCACCAAAUGGACAUAUUGCAAAUAUUGAGAGUUCAAUUCGGAAUGAAGAGAAAAAUAACACAUAUGUAACCGUUGCUGUCAAUAUCAAAGCUGGUACAGUUGUUUCAUUCAUGUUUGUCACCGUAGAAAAACCAGAGGUGUUUAGCAUUACAGAGCAGGCAGUGACCAUUCAACCACAGAUGGAACCAGAUGCUGAAAUAGAUAUACCCAAGGACACUUUUGAUUCUCCUGGAGACCUUUUAUUUAAUGUCGUGGAGACUAAAGAUGUAAAUACUGAAGAUGCUGAUUCGAUGGAGGAAGCUGUUUUAGUUACGAAUGUAAUUGAUCUCUCCAUGAGUAACCACCAACAACCAAAACAACCCAUAGACAUGAAGUUACCAAUGCAUUCGACAUUAAAUGAAGAUACAGAAAUAGUUAUUUUAACGUCGUCAAAAGAAUUCCCAGAUGAGAUAGAAGAUUGGGAAAUUGAAACUGCACAGAAAGAUAGUCGACGACGAAGUGCUAAUUUUAAAAUUAGGCAUUUCUCCAUAUUUACAGGCGUAACAAAGAAAAAGGUUGAUUCAGAUAUGAUCGGAGUGUGUAUGCUUAUACAAAAAGCUUUGAACAACGAAAGGCAAGUCGAGUUUUUUGCAGUAGUAAAAACACUUUCGCGUGACGAAUACGCCAUUGUUAUAGAAUGUGCAUUACAAAGAAAGGCCAAAAAGAGGAAGAAACAUUGGGAGAGAAAGCAAUACGAGAUGCAAGAGGUCGAGGGUAUCAGUCAUACAGUCAAGGUCAAUCAGUGGUUCCGGGUGAAGUUUGAUGGUAAUAUAAAAAGAAUAGGGACAGACCAGUCAGAUACACAGAAGCUCAUGUUUCAUCCAAACAGAGAUAAUUACCAAAUUUUCAGCACUGAGAUGGUAGACAAAAGUAAUCCUCCAAUUGGUCGAAUCAAGAUUGAACUUAUAGAAGAGACUGGACAAGAACCAAUCAGAGUAGUUGAAAGUAAAGGUUGCUUAAACAAUAAAGAAACGUUGAUACCAAGAGAUCCAAUCACGACGUACAUGAAUCUGACUUCUCUUCCAGUUCACCUUCGGCCACCACCUGCUAACGAUAUAGACGAGCCGCCAAUAGCUGGUCAUCAACCUGUGGAUAUUGAAUGUACAAUUAAAGUACUUAAGAUAACUUCAUUAAUGCAACUGGCGAAAAAACUCAACAUGGACGAGGCCCACCAGUUAGCAAUACAGCUAAAGGUAUCCCCUUCAGAAGUAGCAAAUCUUGCUAGUGAUUUACCUAAGACAGAUGACUUCUUGGAUGCAGUUUUCUGGAAAUGGAGGGGAAGGCGUCCUUACGAAAGUCAGGUUAAUUUUCUGGUUGCCGCAUUAGAAAGAACUGGAAUGGAUAUUGAGGCCGAGGAAGUCAAAGUUGCUCACAAAGAGCUCAGGGAAAUAUGUUUUAGCUGGUAAAAGGAAUAUUCCUUGAAGACAUAACUUUAUUCGUGCGACUUUUAUUCCCACUGUGCAUGUGUUACACCAAAUUAUAAUUCUAUUUUAUUGAUGAUUAAUUUUUUUAAACCUAGUCGAGUGACAACAGGUCCACAUUUUAUUUUGAGGUGCACCAAUCUUAUACAUAUCAAUUUCAUUUAUUAUCUGAAAUCAUGUCAUGAAUUUACUAUAUGGUUUGUUGUCAGCUAGUUACUUUGAUUAAUUUCCGUCAAUAUGAUAACAAACGGGCUUCAAAAUAUAAAUAAAAAAUUCCUUAAAUAAAGUUGGCGUUUCUGACACAAACGAAAAUUAAAAACAUUUACGGAGAUCUAGAAUUGCAUGUGUAUCUGCCUGUGCCUUCUUCUGAGUUAACACUGAUGAAUAAAUAGUACUUGCCGUUUAAAAAAUUAUUGACAUAAUGGUAUUAUAUUAGCUUUGAAAAUUCGUGUUUUUAUUCAAUUAAAUAUAUUUAUAACACA
Messenger RNA from Mytilus trossulus (common blue mussel), 3462 nucleotides. RefSeq lists its product as uncharacterized. Gene Ontology annotation, molecular function: protein binding. The transcript is spliced from 14 exons. The record is from RefSeq and is a predicted model, not a curated record. Bases 200 to 2965 code for a protein of 921 amino acids. NCBI's taxonomy places the organism in Eukaryota, Metazoa, Mollusca, Bivalvia, Mytilida, Mytilidae.